Molecule: messenger RNA, 2915 nt
Organism: Hordeum vulgare subsp. vulgare (domesticated barley)
Lineage: Eukaryota; Viridiplantae; Streptophyta; Magnoliopsida; Poales; Poaceae
Product: signal recognition particle 54 kDa protein 3
Exons: 13
Coding region: 1245-2756 (503 amino acids)
Biological process (GO): SRP-dependent cotranslational protein targeting to membrane; SRP-dependent cotranslational protein targeting to membrane, translocation
Cellular component (GO): cytosol; signal recognition particle, endoplasmic reticulum targeting
Molecular function (GO): endoplasmic reticulum signal sequence receptor activity; ATP hydrolysis activity; 7S RNA binding
Source: RefSeq, a predicted model, not a curated record
CACCACCACACCCCCUCACACUCCCACCGCUAUCCACUCAAGCUCACCUGUGCUGCCGCCGCCGCCCCUCCUCUCCGACGCGACCGUCACCGGAGCCGCCCUCCUCGCCCGCUCACGCACGCCUCAUGCUCCCAUGGUUCGCGGCUCCCUCCUGCUCCAAACCCUAAGCCCCCGUCCCCCUCGCGCCACCUGCUCACCUCUCCCCCUCCAUCUCCCGCGGGACUCCUCCCCGGCCGUCACUACGCCGUCCGCGCCGACCGCGGCCUCCGCCCCGCCGCUCGAAGACUGACUCCGCCUCCUGCGCGGCGAGCGCGACAGAAGCUGGCGGGCCUCUUCAGAGUCAACCUCUUCACCUCACCCAGAGUGGAUGAAGCUACAUCAAGUUCAACAAAAGAUGCCCGGUUGGGAGAGCCAAGCAGGAUUGCAAGAGCAAAGAUGCUCAGAUCAAGAGCAUGGAAGAAACAAUCCAAUCCCUUGAAGCCAAGAACAAGGCAAAGGACCUGCUCACUAUGAAUCUCCAAGAUAAGAUCAAGGAGUUGGAGUCGCAGCUGCUGGUUGAGAGGAAGAUAGCGAGGCAGCACGUGGACAACAAGAUCGCCCAAGACGUCGAGCGAAAGCAGCAGCAGCAGCAAAGCCUCAAGAUGGAAGAGAGCAACACACAUUUGAGAAACCCCAUGUCAGAGAGGAACCUCAACGCCACCAUGGAGAUCCUGAGCAUUUUUAAUAGAGAUCCACACGAUUCAUAUUGAUAAUAUCACACUCAAAGAUAAGUGGUUGUGUAAUAGCAAAACAACCUAAAAUUUGGCAACAAGACAAUAGUUAGUAUUUUUGUUCUUCUUUAUCAAGUCACUGUCAAUGCAUCUUCCUCUUGUAUUUGGUCGAACCUUCACGUUGUCUCUUGUUAUUUCCAGCUUGAAUAGGUGCAGCUUUGACAAAGUAUAGGAUGGGCAGAUGUCACGAAAGGAAUAAUCAUGGUUUUUGAAGACUGAUAAUACUCCCUCGAGUACUACACAGCAAAAAAACUCAGCAUUUGCUUGUAGCUGCUGAUGGGUAUGCAUUGGAGAGACUAACGCUGCUUUCUGAACUCAAUCAAUGUAAAGACGUUGCGAGUAAACAAAGUUCCAAAUACUUUGGCGCUGGCUGAACAACACCAUUUCCACCAGAUCAAGACGGUGGUAUAUACAUCCGAAUUCGAACCAAAGAGUGCCUUAAAAGGAGGGAAUUAGCAGGGCAAGGAAAGAAUAAUGGAAGGGCACGGCCGGCCGGCCAGGAUGGUGCUCGCGGAGCUGGGCGGGAGCAUCUCCCGCGCGCUGGCGCGGAUGAGCAGCGCGACGGUGGUCGAUGAGAGCGUGCUCCGGGAGUGCCUCAACGAGAUCGCGCGGGCGCUCAUGCAGUCCGACGUCCGGUUCAAGACGGUCUGCGACCUGCAGGCCAACAUCAGGAAGACCGUCAACCUCGAGGCCCUCGCCGCCGGCACCAACAAGCGCCGCAUUAUAGAGACCUCCGUCGGGAAGGAGCUCUGCAAGAUGCUGGAUACCGGGAAGCCCGCCUUCGUCCCCAAGAAGGGCAAGCCCAACGUCGUCAUGUUCGUCGGAUUGCAAGGCUCUGGAAAAACAACCACCUGUACCAAGUACGCGCACUAUCAUCAGCGCAAGGGAUUUAAGCCGUCGCUGGUUUGCGCCGACACGUUCAGAGCCGGUGCUUUUGAUCAGUUAAAGCAGAACGCAACCAAGGCCAAGAUACCCUUUUACGGAAGCUACAUGGAGUCAGAUCCUGUCAAGAUUGCUGUUGAGGGCCUGGAAAAGUUCAGGCAAGAGAAAUCUGAUCUCAUUAUCAUCGACACGAGUGGGCGCCAUAUGCAGGAGGCUGCACUCUUCGAGGAGAUGCGCCAAGUUGCUGAAGCAACGAAACCAGACCUGGUGAUAUUUGUGAUGGAUGGCAGCAUUGGUCAGGCUGCCUUUGAUCAGGCACAGGCAUUCAAACAGAGUGCUUCCGUUGGUGCUGUGAUUGUCACGAAAUUGGAUGGUCAUGCGAAGGGAGGCGGUGCACUGAGCGCGGUUGCAGCUACGAAAAGCCCGGUGAUAUUCAUUGGAACUGGAGAACACAUUGAUGAUUUUGACGUUUUUAACGUGGAACCAUUCGUCGCCCGUCUGCUAGGUAGAGGAGACUUGCCUGGCUUAAUCGACAAGAUGGAGAGUAUUGUGCCUGCUGAUCAACAAUCUGAGCUUGUGGCAAAGCUGUCUGAAGGAGCCUUCACUCUCAGACUUCUGUAUGAGCAAUUCCAGAAUCUUCUGAAAAUGGGACCAAUGAGCCAGAUCUUCUCCAUGCUGCCUGGGUUUAGCUCGGAGUUGAUGCCAAAAGGACAGGAGAAACAAAGCAAAGAAAAGUUCAAGCGGUACAUGACAAUUAUGGACUCCAUGACACCUGCAGAGCUCGACAGCACGAACCCGAAGCUGAUGACCGAGUCGCGAAUCAUCCGGGUCGCUCGAGGGUCCGGCAGGAAAGUCAAGGACGUGAUGGAGAUGCUGGAAGAGUACAAGCGACUAGCCAAGAUGUGGAGUAAGCUGAAUGUAUCGAAAUUGAUACCGCCGAAUGGAAAGAUGAGUGCUCAGGCCAUCCAGAAGAUGCUCAAAGUCAUGCCGCCACAAGUGGUGCAGCAGAUGGGGGGCAAAAGUGGCUUGGAGGCUCUCCUGAAACAAUUGGGCGGAGGCAAGGACACGAGCAAAAUGCUUGCUGGCAUGAGGGGUGGUGCUUAGUCUUGCAAAUGUAGGUGGUGCGCUUGCUGCAUUGUAGAAUUUCUCUCCUGACAAGAAGAUACUGCAGUAUAUGUUUUCCUAACUCCCCAUUGUACUUAAAUUUCUCUGGAACUGACGUGUAGACAAUCAAAUUCACUGAGUGUGGAUUUUGUGACUUUA